This is a messenger RNA of Saccoglossus kowalevskii, 1941 nucleotides long. RefSeq lists its product as uncharacterized. The record is from RefSeq and is a predicted model, not a curated record. Gene Ontology annotation, molecular function: signaling receptor activity; calcium ion binding. Lineage: Eukaryota; Metazoa; Hemichordata; Enteropneusta; Harrimaniidae. Gene Ontology annotation, biological process: signal transduction. Gene Ontology annotation, cellular component: plasma membrane.
AUGGGUCUGAAAAAGAGAAAAAGAUUAAUUUGCGGAAUGUCACGAAAACAUCAAGAACAAGAUUUACAACAACGAUUCGGCUUUUUGUCAAGAAUAGUAAAUCGCAUAUGUCAUCGUAAAUUGUAUCUUAGACUUCCUAAUGACGAUGAGUGUGAGGGAAUAGACCUAGAAAUAGUGGUCGUUUUUAGCAAUGAUACUACAAAGGCUACAAGUAAUGACGAUGUGAUAAUUGAAUAUUCGAGUGUUGAAAAUGCCAUUCGAAUUGUUUUUAGUCACUUUACUUCUGAUAAAGUAGACAAAGGAAUAGAGUGCUAUUUCGCAAAUAUUCCUUACGUUAUCCGAAAUAUCCACUUGACAACCUUGCACGCAUUAUAUGAUAUAGAUGUGUUAGGUUGCCCUGAAGGGAAAUUUGGCGGAAAUUGUCAAUAUGAGUGUUAUUGCCAGAACGGAGCAACAUGCCAUAUCUUCAAUGGUGCAUGCAAAUGUACCACUGGAUGGAAGGGAAUAGCCUGUGAUAUAGUUACCUCCAGUGUAGUGUUUACUGCACCUAUUUUCUACUCAUAUGUCGGCCGAGCCUUAUCAUUCACCUGCAAUUUCAACCACCUAAACGCCUCUGAUAUUUAUGAUAGAAGCUUGCGUCACAAUGACAAUAUUCUAGCAGAAAAUACAGUGCAUUUCAAUAAUGAUACACGAAUUCAUAUCUGGGAUGAAUAUGACAGAGGAUUUGGAUUAGAAUUUUACUUCGUUGCUGACCAACAUGCUGGAACAUAUGAAUGUAAUGUGGUUGACAUAUAUGGUGAUGUGUACAAAGAUUACACGACUCUGAUAGUGACAGGAUGCGAAAAUAAUCGUUGGGGUGCAAUAUGUGAUAAAACUUGUAAUUGUGAAAAUGGUGGUAACUGCAGUCGUAAAGAUGGUUGUAUUUGUAGCCAGGGAUGGAAUGGAACAUACUGCACAGAAGAUGUAGGAGCACCGGAAUUUGUGUUUUGUCCACAGAACAUCACGGCAUUAUUAGAUGAAGGGUCGUCGUCUACUAAAGUUACGUGGCCAAAGAUUGAAGUCAAUGACAAUUCAGGACUGUUUAAUCUCACAUCAAACCAUCAAGCAGGAGAUAGAUUCAUCAUAGGAGUACACAACAUAUUGCACACAGCAGUAGAUAAUCAUGGAAAUACGGCCAUAUGUAGAUUCAGUGUAAAUGUGGACGCUGCCAAUAUUGGAACAAAGAAAACUGUUAUUGUAUCAUUAAUUGUGACUUCACUACUUCUGGUUGUGUUAGUUACUUUUGUUUUUGUUGUAUGUCUCCGAUACAGAAAGAAUAGACUAAUGUAUCCAUUACUAUUUGGUAGAUCUGAAGACGAUGAUGAUAAGGAAUGGGAUGCAUUUGUAGCUGUAAAAGGGGGUACGGAAGAGGAAACAUUUGUAAAUAAAGAAUUAUUGUACGAAUUAGAGGAAAAUAAUGAUUAUAAAGUAAACAUUCAUCAUAGAGAUUUCACUGCAGGAAUACCUAUCGUUGAAAAUAUACUUUACGCGAUUAAGAAUAGUCGACGGACUAUAUUGAUAUUAUCUCCAGAGUUUGUCCGAAGUGAAUGGUGCAAUUAUGAAGUUGACCAAGCUAAAUUUGAAAUGUUCGGAUUACGUCAUAAAUUGAUUCCAAUAAUGUUCGAAGACGUGACACACAUGGGUGACGAAAUGUCUGCUACUUUGAAAUCCAUUUUAGACUCCAUAAACUAUCUUACGUGGCUCAGAAAUGGGUCUGAAAAAGAGAAAAAAGAGUUUUGGAAAAGAUUAAUUAGCGCAAUGCCACGAAAACAUCAAGAACAAGAUUUACAACAACGAAUCGGCUUUAUAUCAUGUAUAGUAAAUCGCAUAUGGAAUCGUAAACUGUAUCUCAGGCUUCCUAAUGACGAUGGGUGUGAGGAAAUAGACCUAGAAAUAAUGUGA